Molecule: messenger RNA, 5619 nt
Organism: Anolis carolinensis (green anole)
Lineage: Eukaryota; Metazoa; Chordata; Lepidosauria; Squamata; Anolidae
Gene: vamp1
Product: vesicle associated membrane protein 1
Exons: 5
Coding region: 156-509 (117 amino acids)
Biological process (GO): vesicle-mediated transport; vesicle fusion; SNARE complex assembly
Cellular component (GO): plasma membrane; SNARE complex
Molecular function (GO): SNAP receptor activity; syntaxin binding
Source: RefSeq, a predicted model, not a curated record
GCCUUCUUCGCGUGCCCGUUAAAAGGCGAGGGGGUGGCGCGUGUGGCUUCUUGCUGCAGAGCGUCUCGGUGGCCGAGUGAAGGAAAGGGGCAUUUCCUGCGGUCGCUCCUGCACCUGGAGAAAAGGAGCGGGGUCUCCUCGAGCCGAGGCCGGCGAUGUCUGAUCCAGCACAGCCAGCUGCCCCAGGGGCAGAAGGAGAAAAUGCUGGGGGAGCCCCUGGACAACCUCCAAAUUUGACCAGUAAUCGUCGCCUGCAGCAAACUCAAGCACAGGUGGAAGAAGUGGUGGAUAUUAUGCGUGUGAAUGUGGACAAAGUCUUGGAGAGAGAUCAGAAGCUGUCAGAACUAGAUGAACGAGCAGAUGCCCUCCAAGCCGGUGCCCAAGUAUUUGAAAGCAGUGCAGCAGCACUCAAGAGGAAGUAUUGGUGGAAGAACUGCAAGAUGAUGAUCAUGCUGGGAGUGAUCUGUGCCAUUGUGGUGAUUGCAAUUGCCCUCUACUUUUUUACCUGAGAAUGUGCUUCCCCCUCCCCCCUUCCCCAGUCUGCAGCCUCCUUUCCCCCAUAGCCCUUUCCUGUCCUGAUUUCAUCUUCUCUUUUGUUUCUCCUGUCAUUCUGGCUUUGACAUCUAUUUUCCUUAAGUUACAGUUUAAUGCACUGUUUGCAGCUUUGAGUUGAAACCCUUCACAAAUGGUGCAGCCUUUGUAAGCAGGCCAGCUCUUUUUUGAAGGGUGGCAUUGGGCCUAGUGAAGGAAAGGGAUAUAUAUAAGGGGAGGGGUAUAUGGGAAAGGGGGGCAUGGGCUGGGGUCUUGUGUUUGGUGAUACAUUCAGGUUUCGCUUGUUGCUUGUGGUAUAUUACAGGUGUCCUUUCCCCUUAUGACUCUAUUGCAAAGCAUCCUCUUUGGCUAUGAAAUGUCUACAGCAUUAGGUGGUAGGAGAGGAGAGAAGCUGAGUCCUGAACAUUUUUUCCCCAAGAGAGACUAUUUAAGUAUGUGACACAAUAAUUGGUCUUGGUUUUAAAUAUAAAUUCAUGCUAGAUUCUCUGUUUGUAGAAGUUUUGGUCUUACGAAGACCAUAGUUUUUUCUGUACUUUUUCUGAGGUACCUCCUGGCCUCACAAAUGCAGUGUAAAAGAUACUGGUUGAUUCAUUUUCCUUGGCUCCAAAGUAGGUAGAUGGUUACCUACAUUCUUAGUAUUAUCAUAGUUGAAAUCAAUAGUGAUCUCAAAACUGUGUUGUCGAAGGCUUUCAUGGCGGGAAUCACUAGGUUGCUGUGAGUAUUCCGGGUUGUAUGGCCAUGUUCUGGAAGAGAAUGCUUCUGGAACAUAGCCUUACAGCCCGGAAAACUCAGAGCAACCCAGAUCUCAAAACUGCAUACUUCUUUGCUCUUCUAUAGCUGUGUAGCUUGCUUGACUACUCAGGUAGCUUAUUUUUGUGUGUCAGGAGUGACUUGAGAAACUGCAAGUUGCUCCUGGUGUGAGAGAAUUGGCUGUCUGCAAGGACGUUGCCCAGGGGAUGCCCGGAUGUUUGAUGUUUUUGCCAUCUUUGUGGGAGGCUGGAGCUGACAGAGGGAGCUCAUCCAUGCUGUUCCUGGAAUCGAACUGGCGACCUUCAGGUCAGCAACUCAACCUUCAAAUCAGCAGUCCUGCUGGCACAAAGGUUUAACCCACUGUGCCAUCAGGGGCUCCUAGAAGCUUAUUGAGAGUCCACCACUCAGCUAGCAAGUCCCGUGCUGCUUGCUUUUUGGCUGAAUAGGAAAUGCAAAUGCUUAAAAGUAGCAAUGUGUCCAGGACUUGCUACUCUGCACAUGCUGUUGUAGGAGGACAUACUUUUUCAAGGCAGUUGUGCUGCAUAAGGACAGGUCUAAAAGUAAAACAGUUUCUCGGGAUGAAGACAGCAAUGUGGUAUACGUGGAAACUGACUGAAUUCUGAUUUUCAUGUUUUUUUAGGUCACCACUUGAUAAUAGUGGUGAGCAUGCAUCUUUGAGCUCAUGCCUAGUGGCCAGCUAACAUGAUCUGCUGAAGAAAAUGCAGGGAAAUGGUUGCGAGGAAGAAUGUGCUCAAGAGUGAGUACUGCUGUGUUUGCUAAUCAGGUGACAGAUUUUUGUGUCAGGAGCAACUUGGGAAACUGCAAGUCACUUCUGGUGUUGAGAGAAUUGGCCAUCUGCAAGAAUGUUGCCCAGGGGACGCCAGGAUGUUUUACCAUCCUGUGGGAGAUUUCUCUCAUGUCCCCGCAAGGGAAGCUGGAGCUAACAGAUGGGAGCUCAUCCCGCUCCCUCGAUCUGAACCUCUGACUUUGCAGUCAGCAGUCCUGCCAGCACAAGGGCUUAACCCAUUGUGGCACCAGGUGCUCCAGGGUACAGGAGGUGAUGUAUUUAUGCAGCAUAGUCCAAGACAGACUGUUUUUGGAUGCACAAAUGCCUUCCUUGCUACAGCCAGAUAGAAUGCAGUUGAAAGCGGGAUAGAAGUUGUGGUGCUGUGUAGGGUUGGGGUGGUCAACAACUGCCCCUGAAUGUGAUUGGAAAGUGAUUUACUUUGUCCUAAAAUUCUACCCUAGAUGUGGCAGGAAUAGCCUUGACUGUCCCCACAGCAUGUGGCAAAAAUGCUGACUUUUUGCAUGUUCACUGCCGUGCACCAGCAUUUCAUUUGCAGAGUUCAUCUCCUUGCGAUUGUCCAUCUUUCUCCACUGUGGAGGAUGAUGAAGGAAAACAGGAACAGAGCUUCCAUCGUCUUUGGACAGGCCUCUCGCAUCUCAGUGAAUUGAGCUGACUGAGUGCAACAUCUGAAGAGGAGCCAGGGUCCCAUUGAUGACGAUGCCACUACGGUCAGUGUGAGAAGAAACCACAGUAAGAUAUUGAGGCCUCUCUUGAUCUCUUCUGGACAAGAUCUUGGUUUGAUCUGCUGGCAUCUUUAUGGAGAGACGUUCUCCUGGCUGCUUUUUUGUGUCUAUCUGUUCUCCUGAAUGUUGUAUGUUGCGCCUCCUCCUCCUCCUUUUCCCAUUCCACUGCUCCAUCUCUUUAUGCAUGGGCAAAAAACUACACCCACCCCGCCCUCUGUGCCUACAGCAAGGGACUACUUUCUCUAUGCACAGGACUUCAGCCGCUUUCUCACACGCGUGUGGUCUCCCCUUGUGAGGAACGCAACUGUGAUCUUUCCUCUUAGCAUGUGUAUCUACCCGCUCAUGUACUCUUAACAACUUCUGCUAACACACACUUCUUCACCACCCAAAUGAAUCCGGUUUGUCUGUCUGGAUAUUGGAGGGGGGAGUAGGCCCUGCUUGGAGUUUAUAGCAAAGCAGAAGCAGCCAGGCUAAAAAUAAUGGGCAUGAAACAUAGCAUGUGAUACCACCUGAAAGAUAUGAUUUGGUAGCUCUCAGGUAGAUAGUGAGACACCAUGAUGGGCUUAGGAGAGCCUGCAAGUGUGGUGCAGCUAUGUCAGUGUUCCUUGCUGCAUUGGCAUUGUUGUGUCAUUGCUGCUUUCCUCCUUAACAGAUUGUAAGUAUCCCUGGUCCUUGGUGAGAGGAGUUACUUUAGUACAGAGCUGUAUUCCAUCUUACAUGUGCACAUGCCCAAAGGCUGGCCUUGGAGAACUUAAGAGCCGGAUGCAAUUAACAGCAAUAGAAGCAGCGAUAAUCCCCCAGGCUAGCACAAGCCCUGCUUAGCACACCUACGUCUCCACUUUGCUCUUACCUUACUGGCAAUCCUGCACAUCCUAUUCCUUCACACAAACAAAUAACUUCAGUAACACUGUUCUUAUAGGUAGAAUAAACGACAUUUAGAUAAGCAAAUCCUUGGCAUUACAGUUUUCCUAAUUUGGUUUUCCUUCAGAGAGGUGGAAAUAUUUUGUGACACUAGCAUUUGAGAAGCUGCAGCCAAGAUGGCACAAGCGUCUUAUUUCUCUAUCACAUCUAAAAUGAAUGUUGAAGGCCUUAAGAGCCCUCACCUUGGUGAAAGGGAGAGGUCUUAUCAAAGGCUUUCAUAGCCGGAAUCGCUGGGUUGCUGUGAGUUUUCCGGGCUGUAUGGCCAUGUUCCAGAAGCAUUCUCUCGUAACGUUUUGCCUACAUCUAUGGCAGGCAUCCUCAGAGGUUGUGAGGUCUUUUGGAAACUAGGUAAGUGGGGCUUAUGUAUCUGUGGAAUGUCCAGGGUGGGAGAAAGAACUCUUGACUGUUUGCGGCAAGUGCAAAUGUUUCAAUUGGCCACCUUGAUUAGCAUUGAAUAUCCUUGCAGCUUCAAAGCCCUGGCUACUUCCUGCUCCUUUCAACAGAAAGGAGGGAACAAUGAAAAUGAACAAAAUCUGGCUACCAGUAUUAAAAAAUCUCUAAAAUCAGGAUAGUAAAUAAAGAGCAACACUCAGAAAACAAAGGAGUGUUGGAGUCUCUUUCUUUGGAGGCCUUUAAACAGAAGCUGGAUGGCCAUCUGUUGGGGGUGCUUUGAAUGCAAUUUCCUGCUUCUCGGCAGGGGAUUGGACUGAAUGGCCCAUGAGUUCCAGACAUGAAUCAAUCGGGGCCAGCUAACACCUCCAACAAAGGAUUCCCCCUGGCAGUAAGCAGCCAGACUUUGAAACUGAAAGACUAUUCAAUGCUAAUCAAGGUGACCCAUUGCAACAUUAACACCUGCCUCAACAGACAAGAGUUCUUUCUCCCACCCUGGACCUUCCACAGAUAUAUAAACCCCACUUGCCUAGUUUCCAACAGACCUCACAACCUCUGAGAAUGCCUGCCAUAGAUGCAGGCGAAAAGUCAGGAAAUAAUGCUUCUGGAACAUGGCCAGACAGCCUGGAAAACUCACGGCAACCCAGGGAGAGGUCUGUUUUUAUCAGAUUUGAACCAGACCGAACAGCAUCCCCUGCAUGAAAAGUGAGCAGGUCUAGGUAGUAUUAUGACGUUAAUAAUGAGCCCAGCUCUUGUGUGCUUUGUCACCUUCUAUUUUCCAGUUCAAGAGAUGAAGCAUAACUGGAAGGAAUGGGAGGGGAAUAUUUAUGCAUCCAUAAAUACUUAAAUACUUAAAAUCUGACUCUGGGAGAAGAUUGUGUCUCCUGAAAUGUUGUUGGGUUGCAACUCCCUUCACACUUCUGGUAGCCUUGGGGGAAGGUAGAGUCUCAUAGCAGCUGGAGGGCCACAAUUUGCCCUCUGCCCAUCUAACCUACUUUAAACCAUUUCUGUUUUAAUAAUAAAAAUGCAAGCAGGCAUUUUACAAAAAAAGGGGAGAGAAAAGCUGCUAUGCUUUGUGUAUGUCGCAAUUCUUUGUCUCACUGCUGUCCUUGUUACCUGUCAGUGUGGGAAUGGCACUGAAAGUCUUCUGUAGCUACUGUUAACACAGGUGUAUAUAUUGGUGAGUACCAAAGUCAGAGCAAAACUGUGUCUGGCUCACAGAGAUGACAGGACCAAUUAAAGCAGGACCAUUGUGUCUGUGUCUGAUACCCAUGUCCUCACCGAAAUGUUGCUGCCUGAAGCUGCCCUUGUCGACUCAUUACAUGGCAGAACGAUGUCUUCUUUAUUUCUCUUCCAUACAAUGUAUGUAUUUUCUCUACUAUCUGUCCUGCACUGAUUUAAAAUGGCAAGUGUUUUGCUACAAAUACACUGGAAUCAUAACUGUCAUAUAAUACAUUAAACCAUUCAAUAUAACCA